Messenger RNA from Formica exsecta, 1171 nucleotides. RefSeq lists its product as uncharacterized. Gene Ontology annotation, molecular function: olfactory receptor activity; odorant binding. The coding region runs from base 170 to 1171 and encodes 333 amino acids. Gene Ontology annotation, biological process: detection of chemical stimulus involved in sensory perception of smell; sensory perception of smell. The record is from RefSeq and is a predicted model, not a curated record. Lineage: Eukaryota; Metazoa; Arthropoda; Insecta; Hymenoptera; Formicidae. Gene Ontology annotation, cellular component: plasma membrane. The transcript has 4 exons.
AGUUCGAUCAAGUUUCGCACAGUGAGAAGAAAUCGGAUAAACUUUAUCAAAACUGGUAUUGAUAAUUUAAUUCAACUUGGAUUCUUAAUUAAAGAUCGAUAUCCAAUAAAAUAUCUUUUAAAUUAUAAUUCUUAGAAAAAGUAUAGAGAAAUAUCAAUAAUAUUUAACAAUGAAAAAAGUAAAAGACUGGAACAACGAAACCCAUCACGCUAUAAAUGUUUACGAAAAAGUUCUUGGCAUAAUUGGAGUUUGGCCCUUAAAUGCGGAAGAGCACAAAUCUAUUGCACGAUGCUUCUUAGCUAUUUUGAUUCAGAUCAGUACUAUCGGCAGUCUGUCCCUGGAAGCCUAUCGGCAGUGCCUCGGUACCGAAGACAUGAUGGAAGCCUUUUUAAUGGAUCUCUCGUCUGUCGUCAGCCUCUCCAAGCUACUUGUCGUCCGGUUGACUUGGAAACACACUUACAUCUUGGUAACCUCCCUUAUUGACGACUGGUCGAUACCAUGGGACGCACGACGCAGGGAGAUCAUGACGAGGUACACCAACGUCGGCAGGAUCGUGUCUCUGACAAUAUUGUACCUGGGUUACGCGUCGGGUGUGUCGUUUCUCUUUAUGGCCGUGCAGUUCGACAACUUGAUACCCUGGCUGAAUGCGUCUGAGGCAAACAAUAAUGCCACCGUGUUGCCAACAUAUUUUCUGGCGACUUACUGCGUGUUUGGAUCGUUAUCCGGGAUCGCCCACAGCUGCGUCCUGCUGCUACAAGUGGCGCAGAUUUUUGUCAAUGCCACUUCGCACUGCGGGAACGAUGGUUUCUUCUUCGGUCUCACUAUGCACCUAUGCGGACAGUUCGAAGUACUCCAGAUGGAUUUCGCCGACAUUGAAGUGGAGCAGCGAAUCUGCAAGAGGAAAAUGCGGAUGUUGAUUGGCAGGCAUUGCCAUCUGAUAAGACUGGCUGACAGUCUUGAAUACGCUUUCAACAUGGCCAUAUUCGCACAGACAUUGAUGAGUGUACUGCUGCUUUGCGUGGAAGGUAUUUAUCUUUUUUUCUUACAUAUGGACUUCCGUUUCCGGUGGGAGAAGGUGUACAAUAAGGAAAGUGUGCUCGUAAAGAAGAGAAAAGGAAAAGUAGUGAAGGCAGAGAGGAAGGAGCGGGGAAAGAUGAGUGAGAAGGGCUAA